Messenger RNA from Paramecium octaurelia, 2696 nucleotides. The record is from the annotation of a GenBank genome assembly. Lineage: Eukaryota; Ciliophora; Oligohymenophorea; Peniculida; Parameciidae.
AUUUAUGUCAUAAGAGUCAUAAACGAGUUUGUUGGGAAACUUAAGAAAAGUGAUUACUUUAGUUGAUCAAUUACGUGAUAUAGGACUUAAUGAUUACAUAAAAUUACCUCGAAUAGUUGUCCUAGGUAUCCAAUCUGCAGGUAAGUCUUCAUUGUUGGAACAUAUUGUUGGAAUUGAUUUCCUACCUAGAGGAUCUGUAAUAUUAUGAUUUGAUAAAUAGGGUGUUGUCACAAGAAGACCAUUGGAAUUGCGUCUGUCUUAUUCACCUUAAAGUGUGUGUGCUUAACCAACAGCUGAAUUCGUAGAAGAAAUCAAAGGGAAGAAAUAUACCAAUUUUGAUGAAGUCAGAAAGAGCAUUGAAGAUUUAACAGACAAGGUAUGUGGAACAAGUAAAAACAUCAUUGACAAACCAAUCAUUUUGGCAGUGACAGGACCUAAUUGUCCAGAUCUAACUCUUGUUGGUAAAGAUAAAAGAUUCUAUGUAGUUUAGACUUACCUGGAAUUACAAGAAUACCAAUUAUGGAUUAACCUAAAGAUAUUGAAUAAAUCACAACCAAUAUGGCUAGGAGAUAUUGUGAAGAUCCAUCAGCCAUCAUUUUAUGCGUUGUUGCAGCUAAUGCUGAUAUGACAACAUCAGAUGCACUAUUAUUGGCUAAAAAAUUGGAUCCAGAUGGCAUCAGAACUGUGGGAGUCUUAACAAAAAUAGAUAUUAUGGAUCAAGGAACAAAUGCAAUUAAAAUGUUAAAAGGAGAGGAAGUACCACUCAAAUAUGGUUAUGUGGGAGUGAAGUUAAGAUCCCAGUAAGAAAUUAAGGAUAAUGUUCCCAUUGUCCAGGCUGUUCAAAGAGAAAAGAACUUCUUUGCCAAUCAUCCUGUUUAUUCCUCUAUUCCCGGAGAUAUAUUUGGUACUUAAGUGUUGACGGGCAAAUUAACUAGGAUUCUAUAUAGAAGAAUCAGAAGUUUCUUACCUACUUUAAUGUAAGAAAUCAAUUAAAGGAUCUCUAAAGUAUAGAAUAGACUUGACAUUUUAGGACCUGGAUUGCCAAUUGAAGAUUCUGUAAUUUAUUCAAUAAUAUUAUUUAGGAUAAAUUACAUUAUAUUUGGCAACUCAUCCAUGAGUUUUCAGUUCGUUAUAGGAAUUCUAUAUCAGGACAAUAUGAAAAGCAAAAGGCUAAUAUCAAGAGCUUAUAAGUGCCAGCUGGUUCAUCAAUUAAAUUGCUUUUCAAGGAUUUAUAUGAUGAUUACAGUCAAUUAGACUAUUGUGCUUUAAAGAAAUUUAAGGAUGAGGACAUUCUCUAAGUCAUUUAAAAAUAUUAGGCAUAAUCUAUCCCUGGCUUUUUACCUGUGGAUGCAUUCUAUGCCCUCUUGAAUCCAGAAUUAAAGAAAUUAUAUGCUCCUGCUUAUGACACUCUUGAACAAGCAUUUUAAAUUCUAGAAUAAUAUGCAACCACUAUUUUAGAAAGUCAAUUACAAUAGUAUUAGUCUAUUUGUAUUUUAUAGAUUGCCUUCUGUUUACAAAAUGCUAUAAGAUUAAAUUAUGGAAGUGAUUCAUGAAUGUAAAAAGAAUGCCCACGAUUCUAUUACUGAUGUUCUUGAUGCAGAAUAAAACUACAUAUUCACCAAUGAUUUCAAUUAUUUAAGUGGCAAACCUUUCAUCAAAUUUGGCAAGGAAUCAAAGGCUGAUCAAUAAAAAGGAAAUCCUAUGGUUUUAGAAUUAAGAACUAAAAUAGAACAUUAUUUCAAAUUGGUUGUCAGGGCUACCAGAGACAAUAUUCCAAAACUUAUUGGAUACUUUUUAGUUAAAGGAUGCUAAGUACUUAUAUAAUUUAUAUAUAUAGAAUCAAAUGUUGAGAUAAUUGUAAUAAAACUUAAUGCAAAACUAAACAAUUUUGUCAGUUAUUAGUGAAGACUAAAAUGUAGUUGAAGAGAGAAAGAAAUUAAAUAGGGAAAUAGAGACAUUUAAAAAUGCAUAAAAGAUUAUUAAAAGAGAUCCUGAGUAAAAAUAUAAAAGUUAUUUUUUAGUCUAUCAGAAUAUAUUUUAUCAACAACAGAAGAAUAAGAAGAUUAGUAAUACAUAUAAAAAUAAAAAUAAUAAACUAGUUCUGCAUCUAAUUAAUAGAAUAAACCAUAAGUAAGAUAUUGAAAUUAAUUAAUAGUAAUAAACUUCUUAAUAAUAAUAAUAAUAAUAAUAAUAAUAAUAAGCAACAACAACAAAAUAACAAACUUAAUAAGUCUCUACAAAUAAUAAUUAACAAAAUAAAGCUUAGACAAUUAAUACUUAAAUAUCCAAUCAAAGAACAGAUGUGAUAAAAGACUAAGAACAACAUCCUUAAAGACCUAAUGAUCCUAUUGUAAAUAGAACUACUACUCAGUAACCAGAUUCAAAUAGGCAAUAACCAUCACCCACAUAACCAUAAUAAAAAACAACUCAACCUCAAACUCAACCUACCCAAUAAAAUCAAUAACCUUAAAAUAAUUAUCCAUUGAAUAAUAAUAAACCAACUGGAAAUAUUCAGCCAGCAGCUUAAUAAUAAGGACCUCCUCCUGUAAGUUAUUAAUUUAAUAAACUUUUAGGCUCAAUAACAAUAAUAAACCUAAGCUUAAUAGCCACAAUAGGAAAAAAAAAGUUUGUUUGGGUUUAUGAAGAAAUGAUUUUAUAUUAAUCAUUUGAAAUUAUCAAAAUAUAUUAUGGACUGG